Messenger RNA from Anguilla anguilla (European eel), 1471 nucleotides. Its product is annotated as myosin regulatory light polypeptide 9. Gene Ontology annotation, molecular function: calcium ion binding. Lineage: Eukaryota; Metazoa; Chordata; Actinopteri; Anguilliformes; Anguillidae. Gene Ontology annotation, cellular component: cytoplasm; myofibril; stress fiber. The record is from RefSeq and is a predicted model, not a curated record. The transcript is spliced from 4 exons. Gene Ontology annotation, biological process: platelet aggregation; myofibril assembly. Bases 159 to 680 code for a protein of 173 amino acids.
GUGCUACGGGGCUGAUGCUUUAAACAAACUUUUUCGUUAGUGAAACUGACUGCCUUCCUUGGAAGUGAGAGCAGACAAAGGCGCAAGGGUUUUUAAAAAUAAUCACUACCUGAGAAAAAAACCACCAAGGUCCAGCCGGACACGACGCCGCCGCCACCAUGUCGAGCAAACGCGCCAAGGGGAAGACCACCAAGAAGCGCCCCCAGCGGGCCACCUCCAACGUCUUCGCCAUGUUCGACCAGUCCCAGAUCCAGGAGUUCAAGGAGGCCUUCAACAUGAUCGACCAGAAUCGUGAUGGCUUCAUUGACAAGGAGGACUUGCACGACAUGCUGGCCUCUCUAGGCAAGAACCCGUCGGAUGAGUACCUGGAGGGGAUGAUGAGCGAGGCACCGGGGCCCAUAAACUUCACCAUGUUCCUCACCAUGUUCGGCGAGCGACUCAACGGAACCGACCCCGAGGACGUCAUCCGCAACGCCUUCGCCUGCUUCGACGAGGAGGGGUCCGGGGUCAUCCAUGAGGACCAUCUUCGGGAGCUCCUCACCACAAUGGGCGACCGCUUCACCGAUGAGGAGGUGGAUGAACUGUUCCGUGAGGCACCCAUUGACAAGAAGGGAAACUUCAAUUACGCCGAGUUCACCCGUAUUCUCAAGCACGGGGCCAAAGACAAGGAUGACAUUUAGGCCGCACCCCUCUUCUUCUCAAGAUCUCGGCCCAAUCCGUCCUCUGGUGCACAAAAAAACGUAUCCUCACCCGUUCGCGCCUCUCCUCUCUCAUUCACCUGUUGCAGAAAUCGUUGGAAAUUGGCGACUCCAAAAAUCUACUACUGUCCUCCCUCCCCCAACAAGCCUGAAUGCCCUACUGAUUGUUCAGAUUUCCUCACAUUGAUUUGCAUCCAGUGAUAACAAAAACAGGAAUUAAAAAGGGCGUAGCUGGCAUCUGUAACACCCCACUCCUCCCACACACUGACUACACACUGACAGGCAUACCCUAGUUCAGGGCUGCCCAACCCUGUUCCUGUAGAUUUUCACAUCAACCCCAAGAAAGCACACCUCAUUCAACAGCUACAGAUCUCAUUGAGCUGCUAAUUAGUAUGCUUCCUAGAGGUUGGGGCCUUUAUGACAUUAUGGUGGAGAGAUUUAAAAAAUAAAUCAGCAGCUUCAUUAUUACUCCUACUCAAUGUUUCAAGAGUGCGUAAGCCAGCAAAAACAAGCUGCAUUUAACAUGAUUAUUCCAAUUCAAUAUCACAACACUGAGAAAGUGGCACAAAAAUUCAUGCGGACCCCCUAUUGAAUUUGCAUGUUUCCGGACCAUGGAAGGACCAGUUUUUUCUUUUUUUUUUUUUAGGAAAAAAAAAAAAAGUGUUUAAAUGCCUCAUUCAUUAUGAAGGAAUAAUUUUACCGCAGCAAUAUCAUGCAGAUGUCUUAACUUUUAUAUUCUGUAUUGGAAGAAUAAAAUGUUCCCAUAUACAAAC